CCUUUGACCUACUCGUCUCUCUCCUACUCACCUGUCUCAUGCAAUAGAUAGUAUGAAAUAUUUCUCUGUACUAAUUACUCCAUCACCUGUGUUCAGAUAUUGAUGAUAUGCGGUUGAUGGGAGGAUCCAGCCGCUGUUCUGGUGUGCUAGAGGUGAAGAGCCAGGGAGAGUGGACAGAAGUGGAGGACUGGGACUGGGACCUGAAGUUAGCAGACGUAGUUUGCAGACAUCUGGACUGUGGCUCUGUGGUUCGAGCUUCAUCAAAAAGACGUUCAGACCCUUUUAGCAGAAUCACACCUUCCUGUCCCGAGUCUGGACCUAGACUGAAGAAAUGUUUAACAAAGAGGACUAUAAUUUUUCCAACCAGUUUGGAGAUCAUCUGCUCAGACUCUGUCAGGCUGGUGAAUGGGACUAGUCUGUGUUCAGGCAGACUGGAGGUAAAGUCUACCCAGUCUACCCAGUCCUGGUCCUCAGUGUGUGAAGAAGGCUUUGACCUGCAGGAUGCAGAGGUGGUCUGCAGGGACCUUGGCUGUGGGGCUCCUUCAGUCCUCCAGGGGGCGCUCUAUGGAGACAUGGAGGCUCCAGUGUGGACCAAAGAGUUCCAGUGUAGAGGCCAUGAGUCUGCUCUGCUGGACUGUGACAGCUCAGAUAGAAACACCUGCUCUUCUGCCAAAGCUGCUGGACUCACCUGCUCAGGUAGAGGAGAGGAGCUGUAGCUUUGAAUUGAGUUUCUAUUUUAAUAAAUGUGACAUGAUCUAU
Molecule: messenger RNA, 759 nt
Organism: Etheostoma spectabile (orangethroat darter)
Lineage: Eukaryota; Metazoa; Chordata; Actinopteri; Perciformes; Percidae
Product: scavenger receptor cysteine-rich type 1 protein M130-like
Exons: 2
Coding region: 108-716 (202 amino acids)
Biological process (GO): zymogen activation
Cellular component (GO): plasma membrane
Molecular function (GO): serine-type endopeptidase activity
Source: RefSeq, a predicted model, not a curated record